Messenger RNA from Neodiprion virginianus, 1520 nucleotides. RefSeq names its product zinc carboxypeptidase-like. Gene Ontology annotation, molecular function: zinc ion binding; metallocarboxypeptidase activity. Gene Ontology annotation, biological process: proteolysis. The record is from RefSeq and is a predicted model, not a curated record. The transcript has 9 exons. The coding region runs from base 290 to 1369 and encodes 359 amino acids. Lineage: Eukaryota; Metazoa; Arthropoda; Insecta; Hymenoptera; Diprionidae.
AACAAUGUCUCCGAUGAUUAUUGACUUUAGCUUGGCUUAAAAUGGUAGCAGCGGAUAGGAUUAAUGACCAGCGAUUUGUGUCAAGUGCGUCGCUUGCGCGAUUCUAAUUGUUGGAGAUGCUUUGCCCACUCCCGAGGAAGGCUACAAACGUUAUGAUGGACACAAAGUCUACAGAGUUACCGCAUCGACCAGAGAGCAUCUGAAUCUUCUAAAAUUCAUCGAGGACCAGGCCAAAGAAGGUAUUUUGUUCUGGACGUCGGCAGGCGCGCUUAAUUCCGACGUGGACGUGAUGGUAUCUCCCGAACGAGAAGAUGAAAUACUCUCGACUUUCGAAAGCGUGGGCAUAUCCUACAAGACUUUGAUCGAGGACGUGCAGACUUUGGUCGAAAAUGAAAACCCUGAAAUUGGAUGGUCACUGCGGGCCGACGAGGCAACUUCGUUAAACUGGACCGCGUAUCACCGUCUCGACGUCAUAUACAAUUGGCUCGACGAAUUAGCGGAGACUUAUCCAGACCUCGUGGAGGUGAUCGUUAUUGGAAAUUCGUACGAGGGUCGAUUAAUAAAGGGGAUCAAGAUCACGUUCGAUGAAGAUAAUCCUGGAAUAUUCAUCGAAGGAGGCAUCCAUGCCCGCGAGUGGAUAACUCCAGCCACCGUCACCUAUCUGACGAACGAAAUCCUGACGUCUACAAACGACGCGUUCAACCUGAUCGCCAGGGCUCAUAACUGGUUUAUAUUUCCAAGUACAAAUCCCGACGGUUAUGAAUACACUCAUACAACGAACAGGAUGUGGCGGAAAACGAGACAACCGUACGACAAUGACUGUUGGGGUGCCGACCCGAACAGAAACUGGGACUAUUACUGGCUAGCCAACGGCGGAGCUAGCAACAAUUCCUGCAGCGAGACUUACGCUGGUUCCGAACCAUUUUCCGAGGUUGAGGUCAAGGCGUUGGCCGACUACAUCGCCACGGUCAGCGAUAAAUUUUACAUUUAUUUGAGUAUACACAGUUACAGCCAGCUGAUUUUACUGCCGUACGGAUACACCUACGAUCAUUUGGACAACUAUGAGGAAGCUAUGCAUGUCGGAGAAAUUGCGGCCGCGGCUUUGGCCAGAAGAUAUGGUACCGAGUACAUCGUAGGAUCGACUGCCGAAGCAAUUUAUGUUGCCAGUGGUAGCAGUACCGACUACGUGAAAGCAAUCCACAAAACUCCGAUUGUCUAUUGCUACGAAUUCAGGGACACUGGGACCUACGGAUUCCUGCUUCCUGCGGAACAGAUUAUCCCCAAUUCUCUUGAAUUUAUUGAUUCGCUCAUUGCGGUAAUUGGCGAAACCAGAAAUCUCGGGUACCCGGAAAUUCAUACUAUCGGUUAACUCGAACAUCGUGAAAUCCAUUCGGAUCGCAACGACCAUGAUUAUCCUACCGAUCUGUUGUUACAUUAGACAUUUAAAAAUAAAUUGUUUUAAAUGGCAUGAAGAAGUAUACAGUUACGUAUCUUAUUUUAACAUUGAUAUUUGAAGAAAA